AACCUGCCUGGUGCAGCAUUUCCUCAAGGUCAACCGGUAGGGCCGAGUUGAAGCCUCUGUUUCCAGACACCCAGUCCUAUUUCUGGGGGCUCAGUGUUAAACCCCCUCCUGGCAGAUUAAAUUCACUGCAAAUUCUUCAACCCUGCUUUGCUUCCCAUCAGAAUUUCAAGAUCGCUGUAAAUAAAGGAGUAUUUUCAUUUUGCCUAUGGGGUGAAGUGGACUAGAAAGGGACCAGGUGAAGCAUAGAUCUGUGAUUUGUGUAGGGCAGUACAAUGCCACUUGCUCGGGAGAGUGCCAGGAGAUGCUGAACUUGUUAGAAGCUGAUCUUAUCAGAUUUGGGCUCUGUCUUCACUGAUGGCAGAGAACUCUUCCUUUGGCAAAGUUAGAGCCACGAUCACUUUGCUUUUGCUUUUGAAUCCUUGUCCUUUGGCUUAUGGAGUGUGGAUUUGAAAUCCAGAACGGGGAACUGCUUGCUUCGAGGAACCUUUAGUUUCUGUAGAUUGCUUUAGCUUUUUUUUAGAGUUUCAGGGGUUGGGGAGAAGGGCAAGGCUGGAUUUUACUAAAAUAACUUCUGUAAUAAACCUUUUUUCUAUUACGGGAAUUUCAAACAUAUAAGUAGAGAGGUGUACAGUGAACCCCUAAGUACAUCACUCCGCUUGAACAAUUAUCAACCCAUGAUCAAUCUUGUCUUACAUAAAUUUUAUUAAGCUGUCGUGAAACCUGUGUUUUUUAAAACAUAUUUUUUGCCCUUGCUAGUAAAAUAACUUUUGCUUUUGAGAGAAUAUAGUACUUUAUUUAUUAUUCAUAUUAUUAUACUUUUUUUGGUAUGAAGCAUUUCUAUUUCAUAGGCUUUUUCUAAAAUUAAUUUUUUGAGCACUUAGCCCAGAUGAUUCCAAAGUUCUCUGCAAAGUUUUUAUCUCUUUGUCUACCAUAUUAGGGAAGAUAAGCUAGCUACUGUAACAAAUAACUCUGCCCCCCCAUCCUCCACCAAUUUUAGUGGCUUAAACCGAUAAAAGCUUAUUUUCAGUUAUGGAGAAGUCCAGGGCAGGUAUUUCCUGACGGGGGAGUCCCCCCUAAGAGGUGAUUCAGCGAUGCAGGCUCAUUCCGCCUGUGACUCCACCAUGUGUAACACGCUGUCAAGGUUGCCAGGCCCAUCUUGUCAAUGAAGUGGAAGGGCAAAGAGUCCGGAGGAUCUCACAUGGAGGUUUGUAUGGAGCCGGCCUAGAAGUGGCACACACCCCACAUGCUUCUCUCAUUCCAUUGGCUAGUGCUCGGCCACGUGGUCACACUAAGCUGCAAGGAGCUGGGAGACUUGGUGUAACUGUGAUCCAGGAAGAGGAGCAAAUGGGUUUGGCGAGCAUGUAGCCCCUCUCUGCAUUUCCACUCUGGUUCUGAUGUUGCUGGGCUGCAUUUUCGUGCCUGUGUAGAAAGGAAGACAAGAGUGUUUCCUUACUCUCCUGGUUGCAACCACUUUACUGUGGCUCAAAAAUCAUUAAUUUUUUGUUUCCAGCUUAUGAAAUUAUACCCGUUCAUUAAAUACACUUUGAGAAGCUCAAGAAAACACAAAGAAGCUAUAAAAAUUACCCAUAACCUCAUCAUCUGGAGAUUACUAUUAUUAAUCCUUUGUUAGAUUUCUUUCCAAUUUAAGGAUCAGUUUUAACCACUUAGAAAUAAUAAUAAAAUUUCACUUCUUACUCUCUUCUGGCUUUCAAACUCCAAAACUGGUAAGAAGGGGGGAAACAUCACUAUCACCAACAACUUGGCAGUUUUGCCUUAUCUUAGCAAAGAUAUACUAUUCCAGAGGUGCCAUGAGGCCUUGCACUUUUGACAUUUUCAAAAUGAACUUUUUUGCUUACGUGUCUUAAUCUUCACUUCUCUUGGUAAGUGGAAGUGUAAGUAUUGGAUGCUGGUGACGUUAGCAAUAUGUAGCGUGGCAAGGGUCAUUAAGGUGAGGGUAAAAAUUUAAGUUUAUGAUUUACUUCCUACCCAGUGUCCAGAAUUGUAAUAUAUAGCUUAACUUUCCAGGAGAGAAUACUAGGAAAAGCUGUGUGAAACCAAACCAAAAUAAGGCCUUGUAAACUUGAAACCCAUUUGAAUACACUCCCUGCCUUGAGCUGAAGACAUAGGUGGGUGUGCUCUUCUCUAUUUACCCACCUGCAUUGCUUAUGCUGGUCAGCAGUGGAGGAAAGGCUGCUAAUCUUAAGUGGGAGGACAUUUUCUUGGGAGAAGGUGCACCCUUUAAUCAUCAGCUCCAGACUCGGGGAGUCAGAGCCCUCUGGUUUUCCCUUAAAGUGGUGAGGAUGGAGCCGAGAGGCGAACCAACAUCAGAAUUCUCAUUUGUGAUGUCACCAGAGUUCUCGUUUGUGAUGUCCUUAUCAUGACCUCACGGCCAGGUUUGCUCAAAAUGUUUGCCCAAGCUUCUGUCAGAACUUGGGCUUCUGAGGCCUGGCCUGAUUCCACAGACAUCAUGAGUUCCCUGCUUUGGGAUUCAAGUAACUCAGAUGGACUGAGAGCCAGAGGAGUGAAGAUUAAAGGACAGAAGUCAUAGAAUAUUUAACCCGGAGACUGACUUCAGUAUAGAAACACCCACGGUUGUAUCAAUGGUUGGGAAAAGAUAGUGACAACAGGCGACAGGAGACCAGCUCUGACACAGUAAGGACAAUGAGUAUGCUCAAACCAAGUGGGCUCAAGGCCCCGACUAAGAUCCUGAAGCCUGGAAGCACAGCCCUGAAGACGCCUGUUGCUGUUGUAGUUCCAGUAGACAAAACAACAUCGAGGGAAAAGGCAUCAAGCACUCCCUCCGCUGAGACACAAGAGGAAUUUGUGGAUGACUUUCGAGUUGGGGAGCGAGUUUGGGUGAACGGUAAUAAGCCUGGAUUUAUCCAAUUUCUUGGAGAAACCCAGUUUGCCCCAGGCCAGUGGGCCGGGAUUGUUUUAGAUGAAGCUAUAGGCAAAAAUGAUGGCUCGGUGGCAGGAGUCCGGUAUUUCCAGUGUGAACCUUUAAAGGGCAUAUUUACCCGACCUUCAAAGUUAUCAAGGAACGUACAAGCAGAAGAUGAAGCUAACGGCCUGCAGAUGGCUCAUGCGUCCAGAGCUACUUCGCCUCUGUCUACUUCUGCAGCCAGCGUGGUCCCUUCCUCCUCCCCAGCAACGCCCUCAAAUAUUCCUCAUAAAUCAUCCCAACCUAUAGCAAAGGAACCUUCAACUACGCCUCAUAUCAGCAACCUUACCAAAACUGCCAGCGAAUCUAUCUCCAACCUUUCAGAAGCUGGCUCAGUCAAGAAAGGAGAGAGAGAGCUCAAAAUCGGAGACAGAGUAUUGGUUGGUGGCACGAAGGCUGGUGUAGUGCGGUUCCUUGGGGAGACAGACUUCGCCAAGGGGGAGUGGUGUGGUGUGGAGUUAGAUGAACCGCUCGGGAAGAACGACGGGGCUGUUGCUGGAACAAGGUAUUUUCAGUGUCAACCCAAAUAUGGCUUGUUUGCUCCUGUCCACAAAGUCACCAAGAUUGGCUUCCCUUCCACGACACCAGCCAAAGCCAAGGCCGCAGCUGUGAGGCGAGUGAUGGCCACCACGCCUGCCAGCCUGAAGCGCAGCCCUUCUGCCUCCUCGCUCAGCUCCAUGAGCUCCGUGGCCUCCUCAGUGAGCAGCAAGCCCAGUCGGACAGGAUUAUUGACUGAGACCUCCUCCCGGUACGCCAGGAAGAUCUCCGGCACCACUGCCCUCCAAGAGGCCCUGAAGGAGAAGCAGCAGCACAUUGAGCAGCUGCUGGCUGAACGGGAUCUAGAGAGGGCGGAGGUGGCCAAGGCCACGAGCCACGUGGGGGAGAUAGAGCAGGAGCUAGCUCUGGCUCGGGAUGGACACGAUCAGCACGUCCUGGAAUUGGAGGCCAAGAUGGACCAGCUGCGAACAAUGGUAGAAGCAGCUGACAGGGAGAAGGUGGAACUUCUCAACCAACUGGAGGAGGAGAAAAGGAAGGUUGAGGAUCUUCAGUUCCGGGUUGAGGAAGAAUCCAUUACCAAAGGCGACCUUGAGACGCAGACCAAACUGGAGCAUGCCCGCAUUAAGGAGCUUGAACAGAGCCUGCUCUUUGAAAAGACCAAAGCUGACAAACUCCAGAGGGAGUUAGAAGACACUAGGGUGGCUACAGUGUCAGAAAAGUCUCGUAUCAUGGAACUAGAAAAAGACCUGGCAUUGAGAGUACAGGAGGUAGCUGAGCUCCGAAGAAGGCUUGAGUCCAAUAAGCCUGCUGGUGAUGUGGAUAUGUCACUCGCCCUUUUGCAAGAGAUCAGCUCUUUGCAAGAAAAGUUAGAAGCUGCUCAUACUGACCACCAGAGAGAAAUAACUUCCUUGAAGGAGCAUUUUGGAGUCCGUGAAGAAAUGCACCAGAAGGAGAUAAAGGCCCUCCACACAGCAACAGAGAAGCUUUCUAAAGAGAAUGAGUCGUUGAAAAGCAAGCUCGAUCAUGCCAACAAGGAGAAUUCGGAUGUGAUAGCUCUGUGGAAGUCAAAGCUGGAGACUGCCAUCGCGUCCCAUCAGCAAGCGAUGGAAGAGCUGAAGGUGUCCUUUAGCAAGGGGGUCGGAAUGGAGACAGCAGAAUUGGCAGAGUUAAAAACACAGAUAGAGAAGGUGAAGCUAGAUUACCAGCAUGAGAUAGAAAAUUUGCAGAAUAAACAAGAUUCUGAACGGUCUGCUCAUGCUAAAGAGAUAGAAGCCCUACGGGCUAAACUGAUGAAAGUCAUUAAAGAAAAGGAGAAUAGUCUGGAAGCCAUCAAAUCGAAGCUGGACAAAGCAGAAGACCAACAUCUAGUCGAAAUGGAAGACGCGUUAAACAAAUUGCAGGAAGCGGAAAUAAAGGUAAAGGAGCUAGAGGUACUGCAAGCCAAAUGCAAUGAACAAACCAAGGUUAUUGAUAGUUUUACAUCACAGCUCAAGGCUACUGAAGAGAAGCUCUUGGACCUUGAUGCACUUCGGAAAGCCAGUUCCGAAGGUAAAUCGGAAAUUGAGAAACUUAGACAGCAGCUCGAGGCAGCCAAGAACCAGCUUAAAAAUUUAGAGAUUGAAAAGAAUGCUGAGAGUAGCAAGGCUAGUAGCAUCACCAAAGAGCUCCAGGGGAAGGAGCUAAUGCUCACUAACCUUCAGGAAAACUUGAGUGGAGUCAGUCAAGUGAAAGAGGCUUUGGAAAAGGAUCUUCAGAUUUUGAAAGAAAAGUUUGCUGAAGCGUCGGAGGAGGCUGUCUCUGUUCAGAGGAGCAUGCAAGAAACUGUAAAUAAAUUACACCAAAAAGAAGAAGAGUUUAACUCGCUGUCCUCUGAAUUGGAGAAGUUGAGAGAACAUCUAGCAGAUAUGGAGGCAAAAUUCAGAGAGAGAGAUGAAAGAGAAAUGCAGUUAAUGAAGGCCAAGGAAAAACUGGAAAAUGACAUUGCAGAAAUAAUGAAGAUGUCGGGAGAUAAUUCGUCUCAGCUGACAAAAAUGAAUGAUGAACUGCGUCUGAAAGAAAAAUACGCAGAAGAAUUACAGCAAAGACUUACAAAGGCAAACGAUAAUGCGAGCGUUCUACAGAGAACUAUUGGGGAGAUAACUCUCAAAGCUGAACAGAGCCAGCAAGAAGCAGCUAAAACGCAUGAAGAAGAAAAGAAGGAAUUGCAGAAAAAAUUGCUGGACCUGGAAAAGAGGAUGGAAGUGAGCCACAACCAGUGUCAGGACUUGAAGGCCAGGUACGAACAAGCCAGUUCUGAGACAAAAACAAAGCACGAAGAAGUCCUGCAGGGCCUACAGAAGAUGCUGCUGGCUACGGAGCAGAAGCUGAAGGCUGCUCAGGAGGAGAACGGUGACUUGUUGCGGGAGAUGGAGGAACUGAGAAAACAAGCCGACAAAGCCAAAGCCGCCCAGACCGCAGAAGAUGCCAUGCAGAUCAUGCAACAGAUGACCAAAGAGAAGACCGAAACCCUGGCCUCCUUGGAAGAUACCAGGCAAACAAAUGAAAAACUCCAGAAUGAAUUGGAUACACUUAAAGAAAACAACUUGAAAAAUGUGGAAGAGCUGAACAAAUCAAAAGAACUUCUGACCGUAGAGAAUCAGAAAAUGGAAGAAUUCAGGAAAGAAAUAGAAACCCUAAAGCAGGCGGCAGCACAGAAGUCCCAGCAGCUCUCAGCGUUGCAGGAAGAGAACGUCAAACUUGCCGAGGAGCUGGGGAGGAGCAGGGACGCAGUCACAAGUCAUCAAAAGCUGGAAGAAGAGAGAUCUGUGCUCAAUAAUCAGUUGUUAGAAAUGAAAAAGAGAGAAUCCAAGUACAUAAAAGAUACAGAUGAAGAGAAAGCUUCUCUGCAGAAAUCCAUCAGUAUCACUAGUGCCUUACUCACAGAGAAGGAUGCGGAGCUGGAGAAGCUGAGAAAUGAGGUCACAGUGCUCAGGGGAGAAAACGCCUCUGCCAAGUCCUUGCACUCAGUGGUUCAGUCUCUAGAGUCUGACAAGGUGAAGCUUGAGCUAAAGGUAAAGAACCUGGAGCUCCAACUCAAAGAAAACAAGAGGCAGCUCAGCAGCUCCUCAGGCAAUACUGACACUCAAGCAGAAGAGGAAGAGCGAGCCCAGGAGAGUCAGCAAAUGAUUGAUUUCCUAAAUUCAGUCAUAGUGGACCUUCAGAGGAAGAAUCAAGAUCUCAAGAUGAAGGUAGAGAUGAUGUCGGAAGCAGCCCUCAAUGGCAAUGGGGAAGACCUGAACAAUUAUGACAGAGAUGAGUUCCUGAUUAUGCAUGUUAACAUUUGUAGCGAUGACCAGGGAAAACAGUCCAAGAAGAAACCUCGCCUCUUCUGUGACAUUUGUGACUGCUUUGAUCUCCACGACACAGAGGAUUGUCCUACCCAGGCACAAAUGGCCGAGGACCCUCCCCAUUCCACGCACCACGGCAGUCGGAGCGAGGAGCGCCCGUACUGUGAGAUCUGUGAGAUGUUCGGGCACUGGGCAACCAACUGCAAUGACGACGAGACCUUCUGAUGACGCCGGAAGUCAAGGGCGGAGCUUUCCCAGACGCGCUUGCAUCUCGCAGUUUAACACCAGCAUUGUGUGUGCAGACUUCAGGAGAACUCACGUUAUUUUUGACCCCCCGUCAACAAAUCUAAGAAAAUAUUUUGAUCUUCAACAAAGAGUCCUUUUAGUCUCCCCUUAUUAUAAGUUAGAAUAAUAAAUAAAUACGUAGUAGGUGAGUUUUCACCUCAUUUUGUCAUCGAUUUUUAAAAGCUUGAACAAGAAAUUGCACCAGAUGCCAUUACAUUUACUGUCCCUCGUAGAACGAUCCCUAGCCUUACAAUACCUUAUUUAAAUAACUUUAAAUUAUGCUGUUACUUUUCAUAUUUGCACUAAAAUACUUCCAGGCUGCAUUUGUAUAUUUAGACUUUUUUUUGUUGUUUUUUUUGGUUAAGCUUUGACACUGGAAUGAGUUUAAAAAAUGUGCCAUUUUGCAGUUUCAUCUACUCAAAGUAUUUUAUUCCUAAUCAAAGAAGUAUGUGAGCUCUUUGCACUACCUGAUGUCAGCAGUGCCUUUGUUUUAGGCUUGAUGACACUUAGGUGUGAUUAUAAAAUCAUGAAGCAGGUAAAAGGGAGGGGGAAGCCCCCAAACUGCUGUGGGGACGUUUUAUAAUCUAUAUGCUGCACCCACUCACUCUACUGUGGUGUUCUGUUUAUUGGUUUUGCAUAAUUUCAGCUUCUAUAUAUUAUAUGUAUAUAUUUUUUAAAAAUCUAUAUUUUGGCAAAAAAAAAACAUACACAAUGUGUGUUUCUUUCAGAUUUUUACCUUUAUGGAAAAAAAAAAAUGUUCAUCAAGACAUAACUGACUAGGCCAGAAAUACCAUUACGUGGCUUUGCAACUAUUUUGUUUUUACUUUCUUUACCAGAUUUAAAUAACUGGGUGAAUGGGCUCCAAAUUUUUUUCUUUCCUUCUCUAUCUGAUAU
This is a messenger RNA of Trichechus manatus latirostris (Florida manatee), 7944 nucleotides long. It is a transcript of the gene CLIP1, whose product is annotated as CAP-Gly domain containing linker protein 1. The record is from RefSeq and is a predicted model, not a curated record. The coding region runs from base 2662 to 6990 and encodes 1442 amino acids. Gene Ontology annotation, biological process: positive regulation of microtubule polymerization; cytoplasmic microtubule organization. Gene Ontology annotation, molecular function: microtubule plus-end binding. Gene Ontology annotation, cellular component: microtubule plus-end; nucleus; cell cortex. The transcript has 27 exons. Lineage: Eukaryota; Metazoa; Chordata; Mammalia; Sirenia; Trichechidae.